AGGGGUACUUUGAUCCAUGCCACCCCGGAAAACGCCGUGCAGGUCCAGGAAGAUGCGCUGCUGGGAGUUGGACCCGACGGAAAGAUUGCCUUCAUUGGAGAAGGCAAAGACCUUCAUCGACUCUCUCUUGAGUUUGCAUUCAGUCCAUCAACAGUAACGCACCUGGAAAAACAUGAAUUCUUCAUGCCGGGAAUGGUGGACACCCACAUCCACGCCCCCCAGUACAGCUAUGCCGGAACGGCCCUGGACAUGCCUCUCCUCGACUGGCUAAAUAAAUACACCUUUCCGGUGGAAUCACGAUUUAAAGACCUUCGUUUUGCUCAGGAGGUCUACACUCGAGUUGUGAGUAGAACUCUGAGAAACGGAACAACCACCGCUUGUUACUUCGCCACGAUACACACAGACGCCUCUCUCCUGCUCGGCCACAUUGCAGACAAUUUGGGACAACGAGCUUUGGUGGGUAAAGUGUGUAUGGACAGGAACAAUGCAGUGAAACAUUACAAAGAAACAGUUCAAGAGUCAUUGGAAGAAACCCGUCGGUUCAUCACUGAGCUUCUGGAGAAGAAGUAUGCUCUGGUAAAGCCCGUGGUAACGCCUCGCUUUGUCCUGUCGUGCUCUGGAGCCUUGCUGGGACAACUGGGACAACUUGCCAAGAAUAACAACCUGCAUAUUCAGAGUCAUAUCAGUGAAAAUGUGGAGGAAGUGAAGAUUGUAAAGGAGUUGUUCCCCGAUUCUGCUUCCUACACCGACGUCUACUACAAACACAAUCUGCUUACCAACAAGACAGUCAUGGCGCACGGCUGCCAUCUGAGUGAUGAAGAGUUGGCCCUGUUCCGAGCCACUGGAGCUUCUUUGUCACACUGUCCUAACUCCAACCUCUCGUUGUGCAGUGGAUUCCUCAAUGUCCGUAAAGUCCUGAACCACAAAGUGAAGCUGGGCCUUGGAACAGACGUGGCGGGGGGAUACUCGGCCUCGAUGUUGGAUGCCGUGAGAAGAGCCUUGGACACGUCCAAAAUUUUGACCAUACAGGACCCUGAUCAUGAGACGCUCACCUUCGAGGAGGCAUUCAGGCUGGCCACACUAGGGGGCAGUCAAGCUUUGUCCCUGGAUGACCAAAUUGGAAAUUUUGAGGUGGGCAAAGACUUUGAUGCCCUGAGGGUGAAUGUUGCCGUUCCUGGCGGGCCCAUUGACCUGUUCCAGCAUGAGGAACCAAAGACUCUUCUGGAAAAGUUCUUGAAUUUGGGCGACGAUCGGAACAUAGUGGAGGUUUACGUCGCUGGAAGAGAGGUGGUCACAUCCUCAGAGUAG
Molecule: messenger RNA, 1308 nt
Organism: Nerophis lumbriciformis (worm pipefish)
Lineage: Eukaryota; Metazoa; Chordata; Actinopteri; Syngnathiformes; Syngnathidae
Source: RefSeq, a predicted model, not a curated record